Molecule: messenger RNA, 796 nt
Organism: Notodromas monacha
Lineage: Eukaryota; Metazoa; Arthropoda; Ostracoda; Podocopida; Cyprididae
Source: the annotation of a GenBank genome assembly
AACGUUGAAAAAGUGUUGGAGCGUGAUCAGAAACUGUCAGAGCUGGAUGAUCGAGCUGAUGCCCUGCAGCAAGGAGCUUCGCAAUUUGAACAGUCCGCUGGAAAGCUGAAGAAUAAAUUUUGGCUUCAAAAUAUGAAGAUGAUGAUUAUGAUGGGAGUAGUUGGACUCAUCUUCGUCCUGAUUCUCGGCUGUAAGCUGGUUGAGCGAUACUUGAUGGAUGGCUUCCAGCCGCAACAACUUUCAACUUACGCCUUGACGUUAUAUCGCCACAGAACUGUUGUGGAUGGAGAAAAAGUUCUGAUUGAUUUUUGGGAUACGGCUGGACAGGAAAUAUUUCAGUCGAUGCACGCGUCGUACUAUUACCAGGCGCAUGCGUGUAUCCUUGUGUUUGAUGCAACGAGGAAAGUGACUUAUAAAAAUUUGACCAACUGGUACCAGGAAAUGCGACAAUACCGUCCUGAAAUACCGUGCGUUUGUGCGGUGAACAAAAUCGACACAAACAUGGAAGUAACGGAAAAAACGUUCAACUUCACCGAAAAGCACAAGGUUCCCAUGUACUACGUUUCUGCGUCGAAUGGAACAAAUGUUGUGAAGUUGUUUACAGACGCGAUCUCGAUGGCAAUGAAGUACAAGAAGAAUCCGACGGACUUCACUGAUCUUGUUCUGGACGAAUUGGAACGUGACGAGAAUUAGGCCGUCUAGAAAUUUAUCUGAUGAAAUUAUCCGUCCAUGUAUCUCGUGUGUGUUCCAAAGUGCACUGAUAAUUAGCCAAAAUAAAAUCACUUUUUGACAAUUA